AUGUCAGCCGAACUAGCUGCCCCGCCGGUUCUCUCUACCCCCGAUGAUCGUAUAUUUGAAGUCGCUGCCGAGCUCAGUGCGACCUCGUCCCUCAGCGACGACGAGAUUCGCGAAAUCUACGAUGUCGAACGAACUGUUACGGAGCUGCUGGUUGGCAAGUGGACGAAAGUUGCUCUUCAGUUCCCGGACCACAUGCUCGUCGAUGCUCCUCGAGUCGCAGAAAUCUUGGAUCGAGAUUUAGAAGCACGUCACGAGGACAAGAAGCCAGUAAAGAUAUCUAUUCUCGCCGAUACGAGCUAUAGCGCCUGCUGCGUUGACGAAGUAGCGGCAGAGCAUGCCGAUGCCCAAGUCGCAGUGCACUACGGCCGAACGUGUCUGAGUCCGACGAGCCGGCUUCCAGUGAUAUACGUAUAUACUACCCACAAGCUGGAUCAUGACGCUGUACUGCAAUCAUUUCGCGGGGAAUUCGGCGACUUGACCAGCAAAGUGGUUGUCAUGGCUGACUUGACAUAUCAAAGUCAUGUGGCACCAGUGGUGAGACUGCUGGAAGAAAGCGGCUACUCGGGGAUUAUUGCUACAGAGGCAACCAGGGACCCGGCUGGCGUGUUACCGAACCGGCGCAUCGUCGGCAAAGAGUUGGACGCUGAUCAACUGAAGGAGUACGCUUUAUUCCACAUUGCAGAUCCACCGCAGUCGCUGCUUCUAGCACUCAGCUCUAGAUUCACUUCUCUGCAUAUUCUGUCCAUCCCGUCGCCCUCGAAUCUGACCAUCGACAACCCCACGAUUCAAACUGCCGGCCUUCUUCGACGCCGAUUCGCCAAAGUCCUGUCGCUUGCAUCGGCUGGCGUCAUUGGAAUAUUGGUCAAUACGCUGUCCGUGUCAAACUUCUUGCCCUCGAUCGAUCUCUUGCGCGCAAAGAUUGACAAGGCGGGCAAGAAAAGCUACACGAUUGUUGUUGGUAAAUUGAAUCCAGCCAAAUUGGCCAACUUUGCGGAGAUUGAGGGCUGGGUAGUGGUGGGCUGCUGGGAAAGCGGCCUGAUAGAGGAUGAUGCAAGCUACUGGCGGCCAGUAGUAACCCCAUUUGAAAUGGAAGUGGCGCUGAUGAACGUAGAGGACCGAGUCUGGGGAGAUGAAUGGUGGGGAGGCAUCGAGAAACUCCAGGUAGAAGAGAAGAAGCCUGAAACAAACGGCGACACCUCAGCGCAAAACGGCACUGGCCACGAUGCCCAAGCAAGUGACGAGAUCGACGAGGACGAGUCCAUGCCGCCUGAAUAUGACCUCCGCACCGGCCGACUCAUCAGUCAUAGUCGGCCAAUGCGCCUGGCAAUCCGCUCAGCGGCCGCCAGCAGCGGCGCUACUCAAACAGGCGAAGCAAAGACGUCCGGAACUCUCAUUUCGAGAGCGGCAGGCGAGAUUGCCAGUAUCAAUGGUGUUGCUAGCCCAGGCGCAGAGUUUCUGCGCUCGCAGAGGACGUGGCAAGGGCUGGGCACCGACUUUGACCAAGAAGCUAGCACUCUGAUCGAGGAGGGCAGGAGUGGCAUCGCAAGAGGCUACAGAGUAGGCGAUGAAGAUCAGGAUAAGCAUUAG
Beauveria bassiana ARSEF 2860 is the source of this 1587-nucleotide messenger RNA. RefSeq names its product diphthamide biosynthesis protein 2. The transcript has a single exon. Gene Ontology annotation, molecular function: 2-(3-amino-3-carboxypropyl)histidine synthase activity. Bases 1 to 1587 code for a protein of 528 amino acids. Gene Ontology annotation, biological process: protein histidyl modification to diphthamide. The record is from RefSeq and is a predicted model, not a curated record. NCBI's taxonomy places the organism in Eukaryota, Fungi, Ascomycota, Sordariomycetes, Hypocreales, Cordycipitaceae.